UUUAUUGCCAAGAAAUGCAUAUCCGAUGCUCAAAAUAAAAAGUCCAAACUUCGAAGCCCUUAAUAACGAUGAGGAUCGACAACGCUACAAACGUUAGAAAUUCAAUUCAAGAAUUUUAAGCACCAUCGGAGGGAAAAAUAGAGAGAAUUUUCCAGGAAAAUUCCUACGAAAUUAGAGAGUGGGGGCAAUCUCAGUACUCAGCUGUCCGAUUGCUUUCGUCCUUUAUCGGUUGAUUGUGCGGACGAGUUUCGUCGGACCUGGCCAAUUUUAAAGUUUGAAUCUAUUUCAAAGAAGAAAGAGAAUCAUAUAAUCAACAAAGAGAACCAAAUAAAUUGCAAAACUCAUUGUGUUGGUCUUUGGAGAGGAGUAUUUAUACUAAUCUGCUGGAUUUUUUGAUUUGAGAAUAAAGAUUUGAUACUAGAUUACUAUUAGGGCUUUGUCAGUAUUUGUAAUUUUGUGAGGUUAUUAAUAGCUUCAUCAGAUGAAUGUGGUUGGUAUAGUCGGGAGCUUAAUUUCACAAGGUGUUUACUCUGUUGCCACUCCCUUCCAUCCCUUUGGUGGGGCCGUUGAUGUAAUUGUUGUUCAGCAGCAAGAUGGGACCUUCCGAACCACACCUUGGUAUGUUAGGUUUGGUAAAUUUCAGGGUGUUCUCAAAGGUGCAGAAAAGAUGGUUCGCAUCAGCGUCAAUGGUGUGGAAGCCAAGUUCCAUAUGUAUCUUGAUAAUUCUGGAGAAGCUUAUUUUAUCAGGGAAGUUUCUAGUGAAGGUAAGGGAACAAAUGGGAUUAUAAAGGAGUCAGAUGGUUUAGAAGUUAUUGAUGAUAGUAGCAAAGACAAUGGUGACAAUGUUACUGUUAAUACUUGUAAACUUGAGAGUAGUGUUUCUGAUCCUGGUGUGGUUCAAAUUAGAGAUGAAUGUGCUUCCUCUGGUGGCUGGCUUGAGAGAGUGGAAUCUGAUAAUGACCGUAGGUUUUAUGAAUUCCAAGAUGACCAAUCCUCUCAUGAGGGCUCAGUUGAGUUGUCUGAAUAUGGAUCUAAUCAAUACGAGAGUUUUGAUCAUGUAGGUCAUUUUGGGGAAUCACGGGCUUUGGAUUCAGAAGUGGUGUUGGUGAGCGUGGAUGGUCAUAUACUGACGGCACCCAUCUCCUCAUCAGAAGGGAAUACUGAAAAUCUGCAAUUAAUCACACCUCAGUUUCAUUUGGGCCCUGGUGAAGGGACUGACUUUUGUGAAGGUAAUGAGGAGUUUAGUGCAGGUGAAGGUCCAUGGGCUGCUGGUUAUCUCAAUGAGCUGGACUCAGCUUCAGCUAAUGUUGAUUCUCAAAAUGUUUGCAGUGUGAAUAAUGAUAACAGUGCUUUCGGUCAUCAGUUAGAAGUUUGUGAAGGAGAGAAGGAAAAGGCCUCUCUAGCUGACAGAACCCAGGAUGUUGCAACCCAGGGAAGAGGUCCUUCCAUGCAGAGUAAUUUAGAAGAUAAAAAUAUCAGUAUAGAAAGGAAAGAUGUUUUUAGGAGCUGUUUGGAACUAACAGAAUUGGCGACGCAGGUUGUGAAUGGUGAUAUCAGACAUCUUAAUUCUUCAUUGAAGGUCCAAGAAGGCAUGGAAAAUUCACAAGAGAAAUCACCUCAAGGCCUUCGAGCAGUUGAUGACACUGAACAUGGUCAUGUUGUUCAAUUCAGUAAUGACGAUGAGUUAUCUUCCUGUAAUCCUGAAUCUCCUUGGAACACUACAUCUCCAGAUCUAUGUGUUGAAGUUGAACCCAAUGAGAAAAAUGAGUUGAGCAUGGAACAUAUUGAAUUGGACAACAUGUCUGUUCCUUCUGUGCGUAAUGAUCCAGAAUGGAAGGAUGAACAGUUUGGUAUGCUGGCAGUGGAAGGGACAAAUGGUAGCCCACAAAGACCUGCACCAGAAGACGCAUGUAGUAAAAGUGAGACCGUGGAAACUCAGGCAACAAUAUCUUGUGAAGGGAUACAAACAGAUUCAAGCAUAAGGUUUGAGAUCUCUCUUUGUGGGAAGGAACUUCGUGCUGGUAUGGGUUUGGUUGCUGCUGCUGAAGCCUUUGAAGCACAGCGCAUCUCUGAGGAGGAAUUUAAAACUUCUGCACCAUCAAUUAUUAAGAAUGAAAACCUAAUUAUUAGAUUUAGAGAGAAGUACUUGACAUGGGAUAAAGCUGCUCACAUCGUUCUUGGAAUGGCUGCAUUCGGUUUAGAUUUACCUGUUGAGCCCAAAGAUGCAAUUCCUGUGGAACAGGAUGAGACACCAAAGGCCAGGGGUGGUGAUUCUAAAAUUGCAGCCACUUCUUCUGGGCGUAGAUGGAGGCUCUGGCCUAUUCCUUUUAGAAGGGUUAAAACCCUUCAGCACACUGACAGUAACUCAUCAAGUGAAGAUGUAUUUGUUGAUUCUGAAUCUGGCUCACAAAGCACACAUGUAGAACCAAUCCCACCAUCCCCUGGUGGUAGUGAGACUCCGAAGAAGCAACUUGGAAGGACAAAUAUCCCCACCACUGAGCAGAUUGCAUCUUUGAACCUAAAAGAAGGUCAAAAUAUGGUAACCUUCAGUUUCUCUACCAGGGUUCUUGGAACACAACAGGUUGAUGCUCAUAUUUACUUAUGGAAGUGGAAUGCAAGAAUUGUAAUUUCAGAUGUUGACGGGACAAUAACCAAGUCUGAUGUUCUAGGUCAGUUCAUGCCUUUAGUCGGAAAAGAUUGGACUCAAUCUGGGGUUGCUCGACUUUUCUCGGCCAUUAAGGAGAAUGGAUAUCAGCUACUCUUUCUCAGUGCACGAGCAAUUGUUCAGGCAUAUCUAACUAGAAGUUUUCUACUCAAUCUCAAACAGGAUGGAAAAGCUUUACCUAAUGGGCCUAUUGUUAUUUCACCUGAUGGGUUAUUUCCUUCAUUAUACCGAGAAGUAAUUAGAAGAGCGCCUCAUGAAUUUAAGAUUGCGUGUUUAGAGGAUAUUAGAGCACUUUUUCCUUCUGAUUACAAUCCAUUCUAUGCUGGUUUUGGAAAUAGAGACACAGAUGAGCUCAGUUAUAGGAAGAUUGGGAUCCCAAAGGGCAAAAUAUUUAUCAUCAACCCUAAGGGUGAAGUGGCCAUUAGUCAUCGGAUUGAUGUGAAAUCCUACACCUCUUUACACACUCUCGUCAAUGACAUGUUUCCCCCAACUUCAUUGGUAGAACAGCCUUUGCAGGAAGAUUUUAACUCGUGGAACUUUUGGAAAAUGCCAUUGCCAGACAUUGAGUUAUAGGCCAUAAGUAUUAGAAAACGGCUCUUUUCUACCAUCUAUAUGAUCAGUGGCUUUGAAGCUUGCGUAUAUUGUAUUCAUACUUGGCAUUCUUUCUGCCUGCCCCAUCUUUAAGCUCAAAUUGAUGUUGGCAAGCUCGUGGUCAUUCUCUCAUGUCAUAAUUCAUGGUAACAGACUUGUAUGGUUCUUCUGGGUAUUGGAUGGGUCAUUCAAUGAAUAAAGACAGCUAUAAUGCCUGCAUAUUCCCCUUUCA
Vitis vinifera (wine grape) is the source of this 3488-nucleotide messenger RNA. Its product is annotated as phosphatidate phosphatase PAH1. The transcript is spliced from 11 exons. The coding region runs from base 482 to 3238 and encodes 918 amino acids. Gene Ontology annotation, molecular function: phosphatidate phosphatase activity. The record is from RefSeq and is a predicted model, not a curated record. NCBI's taxonomy places the organism in Eukaryota, Viridiplantae, Streptophyta, Magnoliopsida, Vitales, Vitaceae.